CUCCCACAAUGAACCAACAGUCCCAGCGCAAUGGAACUCAUUGCCUACGCCUCGGGAGAGCGUGUAGCGGCAUUCACUAAAGGCAUAUUCCCGUCGAUGCCUAAGAGGCGAACCACUAUUUUCGAUUCCCGCCCCGCUCUGGCCCUACAUACUAAUAAACGCAGACUAAAAAGAAUUGCCUUGUCUGUCUCGAUUUCCCGACUAGAGUUCGAGCCCAUAGCGUCACCCCACCAUGUGAUUGCAAUGUCAAUUUGCUGCUAUCUGCAGCUCGCAACACCCAGCAUUCUCCCCAAACGACCGACCAAAACUCCCCCUCUUCCGGAAUAAGGCAAAUUGGUUGGAUAAAAACCUGCUUCUUUCUACGCCGUGCG
Periconia digitata is the source of this 371-nucleotide messenger RNA. The record is from the annotation of a GenBank genome assembly. NCBI's taxonomy places the organism in Eukaryota, Fungi, Ascomycota, Dothideomycetes, Pleosporales, Periconiaceae.